Molecule: messenger RNA, 3184 nt
Organism: Corythoichthys intestinalis (scribbled pipefish)
Lineage: Eukaryota; Metazoa; Chordata; Actinopteri; Syngnathiformes; Syngnathidae
Product: zinc finger protein 271-like
Exons: 7
Coding region: 208-2886 (892 amino acids)
Biological process (GO): regulation of transcription by RNA polymerase II
Cellular component (GO): nucleus
Molecular function (GO): DNA-binding transcription factor activity, RNA polymerase II-specific
Source: RefSeq, a predicted model, not a curated record
AGUUUGAACAGGAUGUGGAACUGUUAGUUCAAACUAAUUUGCAGUCGGACUGUUAUUCCAGGUGGAACGCUAAAAUAGACGCUGACGCACUAGGCUCGAUUUCCUUCGGUCUUUUAAAUGUCCGCGACCGAAAAGUUAUCGUGGCGAUAAAAUUUCGGCGCACACAUGCACAUUCCUUCGACAAUGGUGUAAUGUGAAUAAAUAAGGAUGGAUGAAAGUUCCUCCGAGCAACCCGGUCCAUCACUCCCCUUCCCCACUCUGCGGUUCCUGGUUCCGCCGAUUCGUCUGGUGUCUGCGGCCAUCUGGCAGACGAUAGACCACAAACAAGUAUCGGAUUAUGGGAUGCUUGAGGAGUUUGUGUUUUCGGUCACUGAAGUUGUGCCUCAACUCCUUUCAACUAGGCAACGGGCAGAACUCAUUUUAGGUUUAAGAGCACGGCUCAUUCUGGAGCUUUUCCGCUCUGAGGAGACAGCCAACAUAGAGACCAUUCAGCCGCACCUUGACCGUAUGCAAAAUCUUCAAGCACUGUGGAAAAUAGAGCAAAGUGAUGUGACUGGGAAUGCAGAAGCAGACAUUUCAGAGUCUCAUUUUAUGAUCCUUGUACGAAAUCUGUUGAGAAAUUCAGAGGAGAGAAAAACCUUUUUUCAAGAUGUUUUUCCGGGAGACUUUGGUCCCACAUAUGACAAAGCAAUCAAGACAUUGAUGUGGCUGUUUCUGUCCAGGCUCGAAAAGCUUUUUCCAAGUCAGUCUCUCCAACAGAUCGCCUCAUUGCUAAGUGAUUCCUCUACAGUUCUCAAAGAUUGUAUGGAGUCUUUCACCCAAUCUGAGGGACUCAAAACUGCAUUGGACACUCACAAAGACCUCGGCCAACUGGAGGAUGUUGAACCUUGUGAGGUCGAUAGCGCCAUUUUGUCUGCACUUUGCCUCCCUCCCGGGGAACAAGAAGUCGUCGUCAAUGAGCAAGCUGGAACGAAUACAGAGAAUGUCGUGGUUUAUACAGACUGCACAGAGAUGGAAGUCGAGUCUGGCAACAAAAUGCCAUUGUCCGAGACAAACGAGGAAAAACCGUGGUCGGGACCUGGUGAAGAAGAAAAGCCAGAUGAUGGUAAUGCUCCGGAAAGCACGGCUGUGGAUAAUUGUGAAGUAGAACACCAUGACAGCCUAUCCGAAACUCUAAUCAUUGGGGAGGACGGAAAAGUGACGGUGCUCGACAGCUUGGUAAAGACACCGACCAGACGCGGGAGGAAAAAGAAGCGUCUUGACGACGAAGAUUUUCAAAUGCCGGCAAGCGCCGAGGAUCCAGACUUCGAGUUGCUGAAAAGACCGGUGCGAAAGAAUCGCGGCCUCAAAAUGAAGCGACUCCUUUCGCAAUGGAGAAAAUCUGGACGGUCACCGUCCACCGGCAGUGCUAACAAUAGUGAAAAACCAUUUCCGGGCUCCCUCGACUUGGAAAAAAGCGACGACUUAGACGAUAGAACGUGCAACGUGUGCGGCAAGGUGGUGAGCCACGUCAAAUUCAUGGAGCGCCACAUGAGUCAACAUACGGAAGAACUGACUUACUCUUGCACAGUGUGUCAAAGAAGUUUCAAGAAUUUACACUUCUUACAGAAACAUAAGUGCCAAAGCGAGACGGAAACCCCGAAGGACGACGCGGAAACAGCCGGAGACGAGGACGAUAAGUCAUCCAUUCUAAUCCCGGAGCCGGGCAACGAAGUCGUGUCGCAAGACAGUACCGCGGACGACCCCGAUUACUCGCCCGCGGGAGAGAAGAAGUCCUCCAAAGAAUCAGGACAGAAAAGCCCAGAGGACAGUAAAAAUAUCUUGGACGGACCGUUCUAUUGUCCCCACUGCAGCGUGGAGUUCAAGUGCAAGCAGACGUUUCGCUUUCAUUUAAGAAACAUCUGUUACAACGAGCAACAGGUGGAUCCGGAUCAACCCGAAGACAUCAGGCAUUGCUUCCGGUGCAACGAAUGCGACAAGGCUUUCAAGUAUAAAUCCACCUUGGAUUCCCACAAACAAACGCACAACCCGCUCUACUGCGAGGUCUGUAUGAAAUUGGUGCGCGACUCCGACGCGUUGGCCAUGCAUAAAGAAUCGCACACGCCGUUCCAGUGCAACCAGUGCGACGACAACUUCCCCGUCUUCAAGGCGCUGCACAAGCACUACAUCGACGUCCACAAUCCCGCCGAGCCGUUCACCUGCACCUACUGCCAGACGACGUUUGCCAGUCUGAAGCGCUUCAUCCGACACGAGUGGAAACACACCGGCUACCAACCGUUUCAGUGUCCCCACUGCAAGAAGAGAUUCCGAUCGUAUUCCGACCUGGUGGAACACCAGAAGAAACACACCAAGGCGUAUCCGUUCCUCUGCUGGGAGUGCGGGAAGAAAUUCCGACACGGAAUCACUCUGACGAGGCACGUCGAACGCGUGCAUCAGUCCGGCGACCCUCAGAGCGAAAAAGCUUUGCCGUCGUUUAACUGCGGCCAGUGCGGGAAGAACUUCUCGUCGAGACGCUGUCUCCUGAAACACGAUAACUUCCAUCACAAAGGCAUGCGCUUCCCUUGCGAGCAUUGCGGAAAGGGUUUCUUCGGGAAAGACGCGCUGGUUAGGCAUACGUUGAUCCAUACGGGCGAAAGGCCGUUCAAAUGCGACGACUGCGACAAGUCUUUCCGAUCUUCGGCCGAACUGAAAAUCCAUCGCAGAUACCACACGGGGGAAAGGCCGUUUAAAUGCGGCAUCUGCGAAAAGGGUUUCGUCCAGUCCUGUUUUCUCACGCUACACAUGCGAACCCAUACUGGGGAGAGACCGUAUGUUUGCGCUGUCUGUAACAAAGCGUUUUCCAGUUUACACGGCCUGAAAAGGCAUCGCAGGCUCGUCCACGCAUAAUCCACUCGGAUGUGGAUUCUACUUUAUUAAAAAGAAAACAGUGGUAAUGUAAGACUUUGUGGCUUGAAAUACGUUGCUUAUGAAUAUUUGAGAAACUACGACAAACGUGGGGUUGAGGUUAGGAAAGAAUAAUAAUGAGCUGUUCUGUGGUUUUCUCAGCAUCAACUAUAAAAGUGUAAAUUGCCCCAAUAUUGUGACUGUAUUUUUUACAGAAAUGUUUGCUGUAGUUCUACAUAAGGUUAGUAUGUACAAAUGAGAUAACAAGAACUUGUCUGGGAAUAAAUUCAUUUUUCUUCAA